Molecule: messenger RNA, 216 nt
Organism: Sparassis crispa
Lineage: Eukaryota; Fungi; Basidiomycota; Agaricomycetes; Polyporales; Sparassidaceae
Exons: 1
Coding region: 1-216 (71 amino acids)
Source: RefSeq, a predicted model, not a curated record
AUGCAUGCGCACAACAUACAUAACACCCUCAACACUGGUGGUGACAGCACCACCGAAGUCGAUGUUCUCACAUUCGACGGUGGUGUCGAAGCUUGCGCCGGUCAUGACGGGACGUCGACCCCAUCAGUCAUUCGCAACUCGGCCGAUGACAGUGCAGGUGUCCAUCGCGCGUGCAUCAUCGGCCUAUCCUCGCACCCAUACAACGGUGUCAACUAG